This is a messenger RNA of Phytophthora sojae, 1602 nucleotides long. RefSeq lists its product as hypothetical. Lineage: Eukaryota; Oomycota; Peronosporomycetes; Peronosporales; Peronosporaceae. The transcript is spliced from 5 exons. The record is from RefSeq and is a predicted model, not a curated record. Bases 1 to 1602 code for a protein of 533 amino acids.
AUGGUCAUCGACCUGACUGGUCCUGACGAAGAUUCCGGAGAGCAGGCGUCCGCCGCCCGGAUGAAGGAGUUCGUGGCCGACCAGGUCCGCCGUUGGGAAAGGGUGACGCUCGAGUUCGUGAUGUCCCCGACUGUUGAGUACACAUGGCCCAGCCCGACACCCGACUUUCAAGCUGACAACUGGAUUUCGGAUUGGAGCUUGGUCCGACUGUCUCCGUGCACUGCCGCGGACGCCACUGCGGCCAUGAUUCCCAUGAUCACGCUGUCACUGCGCGAGUGCGCCGCACUGCUGCAGACGCUAUUCUUCGAGGCGGGAUUGAGGUUUCGCAACCUGAUUCCCCAGUGGUUUCAAGCACGGGCUCCCCGGGUGGAGCCGAUCAUGGUGCGGAUGCUCAUGCAGGAGCUUCAGCAACAACUGGCUGACGAACAUUCGGAAUGGCGAAGCGUCGCUGCGGGCGUCCCAAAUCGAGUCAUACCAGCGCUGGACGUUCAUGCACUGGGGGAUGCUGCCCUGGAAGCGGUCAAGGAGGAACACCCGGACGACGACGUGCCAAUGUCGACCCGGGAAAUGGACGUGCUCGGUCGAGAAUGUCUUUUCCGGAUGAGGGUGGCUGGAGUCCGGCCGACCCGAAGUCCGGCGAGUUCAGCUGUGGGCCGCCCAGAAUCUAAGCGUCCGCAAUAUGGCCCGCCACGUCCGUCGUCAAUCCCGUCCAUGAGCUCCCACUUGUCCUACCGGUCUUCCAUCCCGGCGAGUCAAGAUGCGGACGCUCUGAGCUUCAGGACGAGAGUCAAGUCUGUUUGGGACGACGGCCGCGGAUUCGGAGGAGUCGAACCCCAGCGCCACGUCCGGGUUGCGCUCGCGGAGCCAUAUUCGUCGUCGGGAUCCUCGCUGUGGUCGCUUGGCGGAGCCAUCGGCGCUCACAUGCCGUAUGCCGCUCCAUCCGGAAUGGUCAUGACCGCCCGAAGUGGCUCAACCCCCAUUCAGGGAGGCUGGGGCGUGCAAGUCACGGAGACGGUGCUCCCUACACCACCAGUGCCGGUGAACCAGGACGAUGUCGAGGACGUCCCGGAGGCACACGCGCUCCCGAAGGUCAAGCCCAAGCAGCUCUUCCAGCGAAUCCAGCUCGGAGGACGAAAGGCGCCGUGGCCGCCGAGGAUCCAAGCACCCUCGCCGUUCCAAGCGGUCGCCCAGUCGAUCCGUGAAGUCCGGAUGGGUGCCAUGGUUCGGGUGGAUGCGAGUGUUCAGGAGAUGAAGCAACAGCUACAGGAUAAGGACAACGCCUCGGACCGGAAGCCCGAAGCCGCUGACGAGGGGAAGCGAACCUUCCAGACCUACCAGGCCACUCAGCUGCUGGUCGACCGGGAGGAUGCCCUGGAAAACCAAUGUGCCCUCGACACACAGGCCCCAGUUCAGGUGAUCAUACGUGAGGCGACGACGGAGAAGGCCCGCGAAGUCGUGGGAGCUAACCAGGAAGAUGCCUUGAAGCGUGCGCGAGAAGCCGUGAAGGCGGAGCGCGCGCAGGAAGAGCAUCUCCGGUCCGAAGCUGAAGCCGCGAAGCUGCAAGUUCAGGAGGCCAGGAUGCAGAAGACCCUGGAAGAGUAG